Molecule: messenger RNA, 3955 nt
Organism: Syngnathoides biaculeatus (alligator pipefish)
Lineage: Eukaryota; Metazoa; Chordata; Actinopteri; Syngnathiformes; Syngnathidae
Gene: ripk4
Product: receptor-interacting serine-threonine kinase 4
Exons: 9
Coding region: 1101-3506 (801 amino acids)
Biological process (GO): protein phosphorylation
Cellular component (GO): cytoplasm
Molecular function (GO): protein kinase activity; ATP binding; protein binding
Source: RefSeq, a predicted model, not a curated record
AAUAUUCAUGUUUAAAUUGAGCUAAUGUAAUGUUAAUGCUAAUGUAGAAAUUGAAAAAGUUUGAGUAUUUGUGAAAUAAAUCAUUACAAGAAGACAUGAAAUGGAAAUACAGAUGGAAUCCAAAAAGAAGAUGUGAAAAAUGUCUUUAACAUGCUUUAUAGUUUGGGUCCCAAGUCCCUAUUUCUUUAUGCAAAUUUGACCACAGGCUUCUUCUUUUCCUUUCGGCUUGUCCUGUUAGGGGUCGCCACAGCGUGUCAACUUUUUCCAUUUUAGCCUAUCUUCUGCAUCUUCCUCUCUAACCCCAAAUGGCCUCAUGUCUUCCCUCACCACAUCCAUAAACCUUCUCUUUGGUCUUCCUCUCGCUCUUUUGCCUGGGAGCUCCAUCCUCAGCAUCCUUCCACCAAUAUACUCACUCUCUCGCCUAUGAACAUGUCCAAACCAUCGAAGUCUGCUCUCUCGAACCUUUUCUCCGAAACAUCCAACUUUGGCUGUCCCCCUAAUGACCUCAUUUCUAAUCCUAUCCAACUUGGUCACUCCGAGCGAGAACCUCAACAUCUUCAUUUCUGCCACCUCCAGUUCUGCUUCCUGUUGUUUCUUCAGUACGACCGUCUCUAAUCCGUACGUCAUGGCCACUGUUUUAUAAACUUUGCCCUUCAUCCUAGCGGAGACACUUCUGUCACAUAGAACACCGUGCAGUGACAAAAGUAACUUGGUGCUUGAGAACAUUUUGAAAACUUUAACAGAUAACCCUUUAUUGUUGCCAUAGUUGAUCUCUUGCCUUGCGGCAGCCUGCAGUGAGCCUAAGCUAUGGAUGGGUGAUGACAUAUUCAUGGCUUCACUACUAACACACUACAAAUGUAUUCUAUUUUUCCACUUUACUGCAUGAUAUCUGGACCUGAGUUAAGUUGGCAGCACGGGGGCCUUGUUGGCUCUCAUGGGAAGUCCAGUACUGUAUUCCAUUUGUUCACUGACACGCCAAAGUAGGAGGUGAUGUCACUGCAUGAGGACCAACCGCCCUUUACACCUGAAGAGAGGGAGGGGCCAGGCUGGCUUUGACGAGGAGGAAAAACAAGGAAGUGCUCACAAGCGCUUCAGUCAGUAUGGAUGUUCCCGAUUCACCGCAUGGGAAUAUGGGACUGCUGAGGACAUUUGAUUCCUCCGAGUUCUGCAGCUGGGAGAAAAUCGGCUCAGGUGGAUUUGGACAAGUCUACAAAGUCCGGCAUGUUCAGUGGAAAACAUGGCUGGCGAUCAAGUGUCCUCCUUGCCUUCAUGUGGAUGACAAGGAACGAUCAGAGCUGCUCGAGGAGGCCAAGAAAAUGGAAGCAGCCAAGUUCCGAUACAUCCUGCCCGUGUACGGUAUCUGCGAGGACCCUCAGGGUCUGGUUAUGGAGUACAUGGAAACAGGUUCCCUGGAAUCCCUACUGGCUACAGAGCCGCUGCCCUGGGAGCUCCGCUUCCGUAUCAUCCACGAGACUGCUGUGGGGAUGAACUUCUUGCACUGCAUGAACCCCCCCCUGCUCCACCUGGACCUGAAACCUGCCAACAUUUUGCUGGACGCCCACUACCAUGUCAAGUUAUCAGAUUUUGGCCUGGCUCGCUGGAACGGUCUGUCACGGGCAGAUGACAUCAGUAGAGACGGCUUCUGCGGCACCAUUGCCUACCUGCCGCCUGAAAGCAUCAUUGAGAAAGACAGAGUGUCCGACACCAAACACGACGUAUACAGUUUUUCCAUUGUCAUCUGGGGCAUCCUCACUCAGAAGAAACCCUAUCAAGGAGAGAAUAACAUCUUGCAGAUCAUGGUGAAGGUGGUGAAAGGGGUGCGACCAGAUCUUGGUUCAGUGCCGCGUAACCGUCCUACCGCCUGUACUGGCUUCAUGAAUCUAAUGCAACGCUCGUGGGCAACUAGUCCUGAGGCCAGACCCAGCUUCCAGGAUAUUACAUCUGAAGCAGAAGAUCUGUGUUGUAAACCUCAAGAGGAGCCCAAGACUCCGACCUUGCCAGCAUCAGAGUCGAAGCCAACUUCCUGCGACGAGCUGUCUCUUCAUCAGGUAAUGGUUAAAAACAGUAAGACGGUACGUCCAAUCUCAGCCAUGCUCCCUGAUAAAGACUACAGUCUAUCCGAGCUGUUGACCCAGGUGGAUUCUGGGAUCUCGAGGAGUUUUGAUCGACUGAAAGAUGAUAGCUGCCACAGCAAAGAUAACACUUGCAAGAGGCUGUCUGGCAUGUCCUCUGCAGAUUCAGCCUUCUCUUCACAAGACUCAAUAACACUCUCUUUUGAGAAGGAAAGCACCAUUGAUUCCGCUGAGGUCCACAAAAGGAAAUUAUGCGACGCGAUCCGAACAAAGGACAUUACUAAGCUGAUGAAGAUCCUUCAGCCGCAGGAUGUUGACCUUGUCCUGGACGGAGGAGGCAGCCUCCUCCAUCACGCCAUCACCUUGGCCAAUGAGGAAGCUGUUAAGUUCCUCCUGCUGAACAAUGCCAAUCCCAACCUCGCUAAUGGCCGUGGGUCCACCCCCCUCCACCUGGCCACUGAGAAGCACUUGAAGCCCCUGGCGGAACUUCUGCUCAGCCGGCGGAGCACCAACGUGAAUGCCCAGGAUGAGGACCAGUACACUGCCUUGCACUGGGCGGCCCAGAACGGCGACGAGGCCAUGACGCGCCUGCUGCUCGACCGGGGGGCAGCCAUCAACGAGACGGAUGGUCAGGGGCGUACACCCGCUCACGUCGCCUGCCAGCACGGCCAGGAAAAUGUCGUCCGUGUGCUGCUGAGCCGCGGCGCCGAUGUCCAAAUCAACGGUAAGGACAAGUGGACGGCGCUGCACUUUGCCUCUUGGCAGGGUCAUUUGGGAAUCGUGAAACUGCUGGUAAAGCAGGCGGGCGGCGACGUCGACGGCCAGACGACGGACGGCCGCACACCGCUGCAUUUAGCUUCCCAGAGGGGGCAGUACCGGGUGGCCCGAAUCCUCAUCGAGCUCAAGGCAGACGUUCACAUGAAAACCUCAGAGUUAAACACGCCCCUGCAUGUAGCAGCAGAAACCGGUCACACCAGCACGUCCCGGCUCCUGAUCAAACACCAAGCGGAUAUCGACGCCGAGAACAGUCAAGGAUUUACUCCUCUCCACUUGGCCGCCCAGAGGGGCCACCUGGCCACAGUCAAAAUGUUAUUAGAAGAGGGGGCUAAUCCUCAAAAACUGACCCGGGCCCAACACAGCCCAUACCGCUUGGCAGCAGACAGCGGCCACUGUGCAGUUCUGAAAGAACUGCUAAUUCACUCUCCAGAAGGGGGCGCUCUGUCAAAUGAGUUCAACACGUUGCACCUGCCAGACGAGAGGGGAUAUUUGCCAGAGGACCCCCAGGACUUAAUUAGUGAAAGCUUGGCGCCGCCUGAGCCCGAGCGGCUACCACGGGCAAAGUCACUCCAGAGGAGGGUCGUCAUUCUCAAACUGACAGAGCGCAAAGACAGUCCGCAGGCGACUGCCUCACAGUGUGCACCAGCUUUGUGCUAACUGGAGCAAAAACACUGCUGAAACGGUUAAAAAAAAAAAAGACAAAUGAUUUCAAUGAACUGGUGGUGCCCAUCUGGUGCUGAACACUUCAAUGCGGUAGAAUAUGCUAAACGCCCGCUGUUGGCAUUUUAUCAUGCGUAGAAAAGCUUCCAUGUAAAUAUGUUUAUUUAUGACCACAUUUAGAAUUUUUGUAACUUUUGUAACCCUCUUAUUUGUAUUUUUUUUUCCCUGUUGCAGCACAUUUGGUGAGAUGUAAAUCUGAUAUGGAAGCACAGAUUUGUGGACCUUUAAAACAGUAGGUACGUUUGUCGUGCAUAGUGGAAGACAAAUCUUUUGUUGUGAUUGUGUUCGAGGCAUUAUGGAUUUGUUUUUUUUUUUAAGGUCUGACAAUGUUGCAUAUCAGUGCUACAUCGGGGAACCCAUUAAAAAGAUGUUUAUCUUUUAAUUUA